Molecule: messenger RNA, 591 nt
Organism: Galeopterus variegatus (Sunda flying lemur)
Lineage: Eukaryota; Metazoa; Chordata; Mammalia; Dermoptera; Cynocephalidae
Product: olfactory receptor 51V1
Exons: 1
Biological process (GO): G protein-coupled receptor signaling pathway
Cellular component (GO): membrane
Molecular function (GO): olfactory receptor activity
Source: RefSeq, a predicted model, not a curated record
GCUAUGGCCUUUGACCGGUAUAUUGCAAUUUGCAAUCCACUGCAUUAUUCCUCCAUCCUAACUGUUUCCAUAAUUAUCAGAAUUGGGCUCACCAUAUUAGGAAGGAGUUUCUUCUUUAUUACACCUCCUAUCAUCCGUCUGAGACUCUUCCAUUACUGCCAUCCCCACAUCCUCUCUCACUCUUUCUGCCUGCACCAGGAUCUUCUCCGCCUAGCCUGUUCAGAUAUCCGAUUCAAUAGCUACUAUGCCCUGAUGCUGGUCAUUUGCACACUGAUGGUAGAUGCUAUUCUCAUCCUCUUCUCCUAUGUCCUGAUUCUUAAGUCAGUUCUGGCAAUUGCCUCUCAGGAGGAGCAGCAUAAGUCAUUCCAGACUUGCAUCUCUCAUGUCUGCGCUGUCCUUGUGUUCUAUAUCCCAAUCAUCAGCCUCACAAUGGUGCACCGGUUUGGCAAGCACCUCUCUCCUGUGGUCCAUGUCCUUAUGGGCAACAUCUACAUCCUUUUCCCACCUUUGAUGAACCCCAUAAUCUAUAGUGUCAAGACCCAACAAAUUCGUACCAGAAUACUUAGAGUCUUUUCUCUUAAAAGAAAUUGA